AUGUUGGAUCUGGUUUUGAAUUGUUGGAAAUUCAAGUAUUAUUAUAAGGAGCAAAAAUUGUUUGCUUUUAGGAUUAAAAUGUAAAUACUUAUCUUAUAGUAAUAUUAAGCUAUUUGAAAUUGAACUACCUUAAGAAUAACAAGAAUCACACAUUUCACAAAAUUAUAAAUUAUUGAAAAGAAGAGAUAAUAAAUAAAAAAAGGAGUUAAAAUGA
Paramecium sonneborni is the source of this 214-nucleotide messenger RNA. NCBI's taxonomy places the organism in Eukaryota, Ciliophora, Oligohymenophorea, Peniculida, Parameciidae. The record is from the annotation of a GenBank genome assembly.